AAGGCAGCGCAGUCGCAGGCCAGUUCUCCCAGCUGAAGCUUCAGCUCCGACCAGUGACAACAAAUCAUCCCUCCGGUGUCUCUGUGAGUCUGUCCAGCAUGGAGGGGCCUUCAGGGGCCGCAGCAGCCCCCCCCCCAGUCCGCACCUUCUCCCAGGUGGUCUUCAGCAACAUCCCCCAGUCAUACCCCCCCUCCACCUCCCUCACCUGCCACUACACCGCUGCCUUCCAGCCUCACCCCCGGGACUGGGUGGGCAUCUUCAAGGUGGGAUGGAACUCAGCGAAGGAUUAUCACACCUUCGUGUGGGUGGAGCCGGGUCUGGAUGUGGUCGGACAGGAGUCCGUGAGCAGGCAGACGGUUUUCAAAGAUUACUACCUGCCCAAGGACGAGAUGGAGUUCUACCAGUUCUGCUACAUCGACGUCACCGGUCAGGUGCGGGGGGCCAGCACUCCCUUCUGCUUCAAAAGCCCAGAGGAGCAGAGCCUGACCUCCAGGCUGGAUGAUGACAUCCUGGUGGUUACAACACAGGAACAAGUGGAUCAGAGCGUCCGCGAGAGAGACGAGCUGCAGAAAGACUUGGAUCAAAUCCGGCAGGAAAACGAAACCCUGAAACUUGCUUUAGAGAAGGAACAACAAGACGCUGCCGUCCUCAAGGAGCAGAAUGAAGAGAAAGAGAGGGAGAAGAGUCACCUGGUCGAAGAAAUGGGUCAAAACAAGGAAGAAAUUGAAAACUUAACAAGCACCUUACAGCAGAAGCUUCAGGAAAUGAGCACUUUGAAGGAGGAGCUGCUGGCCCAGAUAACAAAGCAUCUGGAGCUGGAGCAGCACAGGGCGAGCGAGCAGGAGACGCUGAGCCUGAGUUCUGACCGAGCAGCCGCUGAAAACCAGAAACACACUCAGGAGAAAUACGACCGAGCUGUGAUGAAGAUCAAUCAGAUGAAGGACGAGCAGAAGGCGUUGAAGGGGACGAUCGAUGUUCAGAGUCAGGAGAUCGCCAAGUUGAAUUGCAAAGUCAGAGAAGGAGAACGGGAGCUGCUCAAAACAGAAGACAGCGUCCAGCUUCUACAGGUGGAUCUCCAGAGCAGCGAGAAACAGAAGGAUCGUCUGGACGCAGAGCUGCAGAGACUCACACUCAACAUGGAGGAGGUGAAGAGGGAGAACCAGCAGCUCUGUCGGAGGCUGACUCAGCAGGAGACGCAGCAGCAGUCAGCAGAAGAUCCCGGCUCUGCCGCAGGUCCUCUUCAGGCGCGGUGCCAGGCGCUCGCCAGCCAGCUGCAGGACGCUCAGGUGAAGCUGGCGACCGAGAGGGACGACACCAGAAACACCAAGAGGCAAGUUGUGGCUCUGAAUGAAGAACUGAGUCAUAUGAAGAGGCAGCUGGAGAACACGGUCGCAGUUUGUGAUGAGGAUCGACGGAAAAGUAACAAACUUGAGCUGCAGCUCAGAGAGGCGCUGGAGGCGUUGGUGGAUAAAGACGGCUUCAUCGAGGAGACGGAGCAGAAGAUGCGUCUCGUGAGGCAGGAGAACGAAGCGCUCACCAGAGAAAACAACGAUCUCCGCAGCAACAUGGAGGGCCUGCGCUCAGCGUACGCCGACCUCAACGCCGCUCCCACCGGCGACUCGCCGCACGUGCAGCCGGCCGCCGCCGCUCCGGCUGCAAACACCUCCUCCCCCCCGGCACCGGAGCACCUGUACCACGUCAUAGCAGACGUUGCUGAACCAGAGGAGGAGUUGUUGGUGUGUCGUCACUGCCAGGAGAGCUUCCCUGGCAUCACCCGAGGGGAACUGGAGCAGCACGAGGAGAGCCACCGCGUGUGUCCCUUCUGCACGGUGAUCUGCGACCUCAUGGAGCAGUCCGUGUUCGAGGACCACGUGUACAGCCACAACCUGUGA
Molecule: messenger RNA, 1892 nt
Organism: Limanda limanda (common dab)
Lineage: Eukaryota; Metazoa; Chordata; Actinopteri; Pleuronectiformes; Pleuronectidae
Gene: calcoco2
Product: calcium binding and coiled-coil domain 2
Exons: 14
Coding region: 99-1892 (597 amino acids)
Source: RefSeq, a predicted model, not a curated record